GACUAGAGCAAACACAUCCAGAACUAGAGGUGGGCUUUUUUCCCUUCAUUCGAUACGUGACAUGCAUACCAAAAGCACGUAGAAUAUAAUUUCCUUCAUAGACGGUACAGUAGUUUCUUCAAAACUCUCUGAGGCUUCUUAAAUCUAUGGAUUCUGCUUUGUUUCCUCAUCCCUUGUUUUCCCUGCAUGUCUUCACCAGCUCACGAUGGCACCGAUCCUUGGCGGCUUGUCAGAGCACGGGAUUUUACCUAUACAAGCACAGGUUAUUGAAUCAUCCUUGUUUGGGUACUAGGAUUUCUGAAGUUGGUGCCGGAAACCUGUAUGAUGACAGCACUUUGAAGGGGACUGAAAAUGGCUCUCUGUUGGGCUCCUUUGACGAGUCGGCUUCAGCACCAUUUGGGACACUAGACGCUGAAAUUACUCCAGAAACCAUUGAUUUCUUUGUCAGCGAUGCUGAGGGUGACCCUGACUGUCCAUCCGACGGAUACUCUUCGAUUGAGCAGGCGCUUAAUACACUACGCCAAGGAAAGUUUGUGAUUGUUGUAGAUGAUGAAAGUGGAGAUGUUGAAGGAAACCUUAUCAUGGCAGCAACUUUUACAAGUCCCAGGGACGUAGCCUUUAUGGUUAAGCACGGAUCAGGAAUUGUUUCGGUGGGUAUGAAAGAGGAGGAUCUUCAAAGACUGAAGCUUCCUCUAAUGUCGCCAGACACUGAAGAUGAAGACUCUUCUGCCCCCACUUUCACAAUCACAGUGGAUGCAAAAACUGGCACUUCAACUGGAGUAUCAUCUUCGGACAGGGCAAAGACUGUUCAUGCCCUCUCAUCUCCCGAGUCUAAGCCAGAACACUUCCGAAGGCCGGGUCAUGUUUUUCCUCUCAAGUACAGAAAUGGAGGGGUUCUUAGAAGAGCUGGUCACACUGAGGCUUCUGUAGAUUUAGUUUCACUGGCUGGCUUGCGACCAGUUUCCGUUCUUUCUGCUGUUGUUGACGAAGAUGAUGGUUCCAUGGCGUCUUUGCCCAUUUUAAGGAAGUUGGCGUUGGAGCACAGCAUUCCAAUUGUGUCUAUAACUGAUUUAAUUAGGUACAGGAGAAAGAGGGAGAAUUUGGUUGAAAGGACUGCUAUUUCACGUUUGCCCACAAAAUGGGGUCUAUUUCAGGCACACUGCUAUCGCUCAAAGCUAGAUAGAACAGAACAUGUAGCGGUUGUAAAGGGAAACAUUGGCCAUGGAGAAGAUGUUUUAGUAAGGGUUCAUUCAGAGUGUUUAACAGGGGAUAUAUUUGGUUCAGCUCGCUGUGAUUGUGGUAACCAGUUGGAUUUGGCGAUGCAGUUAAUAGAGCAAGCUGGUAGAGGUGUUGUUGUUUACCUUCGAGGUCAUGAAGGAAGAGGAAUAGGCCUAGGUCACAAACUUCGGGCCUAUAAUUUGCAGGAUCAAGGCCAUGACACAGUCCAGGCCAAUAUAGAACUUGGCCUAGCUGUUGAUGCACGCGAGUAUGGCAUUGGUGCCCAGAUUCUAAGAGACAUUGGAGUUCGAACAAUGCGGCUAAUGACCAAUAAUCCGGCCAAGUUCACUGGUCUGAAGGGGUACGGCUUGGCAGUCAUUGGGCGGGUUCCUGUCAUGACGCCUAUUACAGAGGAAAACAAGAAGUACUUGGAAACCAAACGAACCAAGAUGGGUCAUGUUUACGGGUCUGAUAUACAAGGACCAUUAGCCUGAUUCAUCAAUCCAAAUGUAAAUAACCUAGAAGAGCAAACAUGUUCGUUCGUUUACAAACAAAUCAGCCAAUUCUUACGGUACAAAAUAGAGUUACAACAGGUUUUUGGCCUAUUAAUUCAAUUUGUUAA
Molecule: messenger RNA, 1840 nt
Organism: Juglans microcarpa x Juglans regia
Lineage: Eukaryota; Viridiplantae; Streptophyta; Magnoliopsida; Fagales; Juglandaceae
Product: monofunctional riboflavin biosynthesis protein RIBA 3, chloroplastic
Exons: 7
Coding region: 147-1712 (521 amino acids)
Biological process (GO): riboflavin biosynthetic process
Cellular component (GO): cytosol
Molecular function (GO): GTP cyclohydrolase II activity; 3,4-dihydroxy-2-butanone-4-phosphate synthase activity
Source: RefSeq, a predicted model, not a curated record